Molecule: messenger RNA, 4536 nt
Organism: Rotaria sp. Silwood2
Lineage: Eukaryota; Metazoa; Rotifera; Eurotatoria; Philodinida; Philodinidae
Source: the annotation of a GenBank genome assembly
AUGAAUGAAAAUUCUACGAAUGAUGGCGCUAUCUUAGUUGAGAAUUCACUUCCUGCACAACGUUCUCAUGAUGAUAAUGAGCAAUGUGAAAACUCAACGCAAAAUGAAUUUAAUUCAGCAGAUUGUGCUACUACUACUAAUAAAGCGAAGAAGUCGUCAAUGACUCCGACACCUUUAGAAUCCUCAUGUUGGUCACGACAUCGAUCUUCAGCUGCUGCAUGUGUACUUGCUGUAUUCACAAUUAUGGCAAUGACUGUUGGUGUACUGACAGUUUGUUUUACUUCACCUAAAACUGCUGGUAUGUUCUUUUUAAUUGAUAUAUUAGCCACUUUUUUUCAAAAGUGUGAGCUUAAAUUCAAACCAACAGCUCAAAAACCAAUUGAAUAUAAGUAUGGUCCACGAUCUGUCGCCAUCGGUGAUUUCAACAAUGACACAUGCUUGGAUAUGGUUAUUGCUCAUCAUGUAGUUAACAAAAUAACUGUUUAUCUUGGACAUGGUAAUGGCACCUUUACAAGUCCAAUCCUGUAUUCAACCGGUUCCUACUCAAGUCCUUACAUGGCCAUAGUUGGCGAUUUCAACAAUGAUUCUCACUUGGAUAUUGCAGUAGCAAAUUUUGGCACCAACAAUAUCGGUAUCUUUCAUGGAUUUAGCAAUGGCUCUUUUGCAAGUCAAAUAGAACUUUCAACAGGCUCAUUUCGUCCGAUAGCAAUUAUCGGUGCUUAUUUUAACAAUGACUCACUACUUGAUAUUGCCACCGUCAAUUACGGAAACUGCAGUAUCAGUCUACUUUAUCAAUAUGAAAAUGGAAGUUUUUCGUCUCCAAUGACAUAUCCGACAGGUUAUGAUUCUUUUCCAUCCUCAGUAGCUGCUGGAGAUUUCAAUAACGACAACUAUUUAGACCUCGCCAUUGCCAAUUAUGGCACUAACAAUGUUGGCAUACUUUUUGGCAAUAGCAACAGCAUUUUUUCAAAGCAAAUAACCAUCUCAACUGGCACUGAUUCUCAUCCAUACUCAAUCGCCAUUGGCCGCUUCAAUGCAGACAACUUUCUAGAUAUCGCUGUCGCUAAUUCCGGAACUCAUCAAAUAGGUGUACUUCUAAACAACGCCAAUGGAACUUUCGCUAGUCAAGCUACCUAUUCCAUAGAGAUUGCUUCUCCAUAUGCGAUUGGCGUCGGAGACUUCAACGACGAUAAUCGAUUGGACAUAGUCAUCGUGAAUAACGGCAACGAUAACAUAGGUAUAUUUCUUGGUUACGGAAACGGCUACUUUGCAAAUCCCAUCAUGUAUUCAACUGGAUCGUCUUCUUCGAUUUCAGUUGCUAUAGGUGAUUUCAACAAGGACCACCGAUUAGAUAUUGCCGUCGUAAACAAUGAUACUGGUGGCAUAGAUAUUCUUCUUGGUCGUUACGAAGGUUCUUUUAAUCAAACAAGUUAUUCAACUGGCACUUAUCCACAAUUUGCAGCUGUUGGUGAUUUCAAUAACGAUACUCGACUAGAUAUCGUUGUCGCCAAUUAUGAUACCAAUGAUGUGAGUGUUCUUCUUGGAUAUGAGAAUGGUUCUUUUGAAACUCAAGCAACGUACUCAGCUGGCUCUAAUCCACAAUCUGUAGUUGUUGGUGAUUUCAACAACGACACUCGACUAGAUAUUGUUGUUGUCAGUUAUGAUACCAAUGAUGUGAGUGUCCUUCUUGGAAACGGAGAUGGGUCUUUUGCAACUCAAACAAGGUAUUCAGCUGGUUCCUAUCCACGAUCUGUAGCUGUUGGUGAUUUCAACAACGACGCUCGACUAGAUAUCGUUGUUGCCAAUUCGAAAAGCAAUGAUGUGAAUAUCCUUCUUGGAUACGGGAAUGGCUCUUUUGCAGCUCGAACAAGGUAUUCAGCUGGCUCCUAUCCAGUAUCCGUAGCUGUUGGUGAUUUUAAUAACGACGCUCGACUAGAUGUCAUUGUUGCCAAUUACGAUAGCAAUGAUGUGAGUAUCCUUCUUGGAUAUGGAAAUGGCUCGUUUGGGAAUCACAGUAGUUUUACAGCUGGCUUUUAUCCACUAUCUAUAGCUGUUGGCGAUUUCAACAACGACACUCGACUAGACACCGUUGUCGCCAAUCGGUACAGCAAUGAUGUGAGUGUCCUUCUUGGAAACGGGGAUGGCUCUUUUGCAACUCAAACAAGGUAUUCAGCUGGCUCUUAUCCAUUAUCUGUAGCUGUUGGUGAUUUCAACAACGACGCUCGACUAGAUAUCGUUGUCGCCAACUGGCGGAGCUAUGAUGUAAGUGUCCUUCUUGGAAACGGGGAUGGCUCUUUUGCAACUCAAAAAAGGUAUUCAGCUGGCUCUUAUCCAUUAUCUGUAGCUGUUGGUGAUUUCAACAACGACGCUCGACUAGAUAUAAUUGUUGCCAAUGGGGGUAGCAAUGGUGUAAGUCUCCUGCUGCAAUAUAACAGAGGAGCGAUUGCAUAUGAAAUGUCCUUCGCACCUGGUGGUGGUUCUUGGCUACAAUAUGUAGUCAUUGGUGAUUUGAACAAUGAUACUAACGUGGAUAUCGUCUUAGCUAAUUAUGGUACGAAUAAUAUAGGUAUCCUUUUUGGAUAUGGGAACGGCAGUUUUGAAAAUCAAAUGAUGCUCAGCACUGGCGUGAAUUCCCAUCCGAUUUCCAUCGCUGUUGGGGACUUCAAUGGUGACCGUGAAACGGAUAUUGCUGUAGCCAAUUAUGGUACAAAACGUGUAGAUAUGAUACUUGGAAAUGGGAAGGGAAUAUUUGCAAGUCAAGUAAGUUCUGAAAUUGGUUUUGAUUCGCCUCCGUUAAUGAUGGCUUCUGGUGAUUUUAAUAAUGACAAACAAUUGGAGAUCGCUAUCGCUUACGAUGGAAAUGAUCAUGUAGAUAUCUUUGUUGCGUACAAUCGUGGCUCGUUUACAACUGAACCAAAAUAUUCAGCUGGCUUAAUCCCAUAUUCCGUAGCUGUUGGUGAUUGCAACAACGACACCAGACUAGAUAUCGUUGUCGCCAACAUUGGUAGCCAUGAUGUGAGUGUUCUUCUUGGAUAUGGAGAUGGCUCUUUUCAAACUCAAGCAAGGUACUCAGCUGGCUCCAGUCCACAAUCUGUAGCUGUUGGUGAUUUCAACGGCGACACUCGACUAGAUAUCAUUGUUGCCAAUUACGAUAGCAGUAAUGUGAGUGUCCUUCUUGGAUAUGGAAAUGGGUCGUUUGGGAAUCAAAGAAGUUUUUCAGUUGGCUCUUAUCCACUAUCUGUAGCUGUUGGUGAUUUCAACAACGACACUCGACUAGACAUCGUUGUUGCCAAUUGGGGUAGCGAUGAUGUGAGUGUCCUUCUUGGAUAUGGGAAUGGCUCUUUUGCAACUCAAACAAGGUAUUCGUCUGGUUCUAGUCCAUCUUCUGUAGCUGUUGGUGAUUUAAACAACGAUACUCGACUAGAUAUCAUUGUUGCCAAUCGGUACAGCAAUGAUGUGAGUGUCCUUCUUGGACAUGGGGAUGGCUGUUUUGCAAAUCAAACAAAAUAUUCAGCUGGUUCUUAUCCACAAUGUGUAGCUGUUGGUGAUUUAAACAACGAUGCUCGAUUAGAUAUCGUUGUCGCUAAUUGGGACAGCAAUGAUGUGAGUGUCCUUCUUGGAUAUGGGAAUGGCUGUUUUGCAAAUCAAACAAAAUAUUCAGCCGGUUCUUAUCCACAAUGUGUAGCUGUUGGUGAUUUCAACAACGACGCUCGAUUAGACAUUGUUGUCGCCAAUAGGGGUAGCAACGAUGUUAGUGUCCUUCUUGGAUAUGGGAAUGGCUCUUUUGCAACUCAAACAAGGUAUUCAGCUGGUUCUCUUCCAUCUUCUGUAGCUGUUGGUGAUUUCAACAACGACACUCGACUAGAUAUCGUCGCCUCCAAUGAAGGUAGCCAUGAUGUGAGUAGUCUGCUUGCGUAUGACAAUAUAGUUUUUGUAAAGCAAGUGAUGCUCAUAACUGGAGAUGGUUCCGGACCACAGUGGUUAGUGAUUAGCGAUUUUAACAAUGAUGAUCUAAUGGAUAUUGGCGUUGCCAAUUUACGCAGCCACAAUAUUAGUAUUUUCCUUGGAUAUGGAAAUAUCUCUUUUGCAAAUCAAAUGACAUAUUCAACUAGUCUGUACUCAUCUCCAUGCUCUAUAGCUGUCGGGGAUUUCAACAAUGAUACUCGAAUGGAUAUCGUCUUCGCUAGUUGUGAAUCGAACGCGGUUGGUAUUAUUCUUGGAUAUGGGAAUGGCUCUUUUGGAAAUCAAAUAAUGUAUUCAACAGGCUCAAGUUCGUUUCGAUACUCUUUGGCUGUUAGUGACAUUAACAACGACACUAAACAAGAUGUUGUCGUCGCGAAUUAUGAUGCCAAUAACGUAGGUAUAUUUCUUGGAUAUGGGAACGGUACAUUUGCGAAUAUCAUCCUGUUUGCGUCGGAUUACGGUUCCCAUCCAUUCUCUAUUGUUGUUGCUGAUUUUAACAAUGACAGAAAACUAGAUUUUGCCAUGGCCAAUAAUGGCACUGACGAUAUAAAUAUUCUCUUGCAGACAUGUUAG